Molecule: messenger RNA, 2009 nt
Organism: Daphnia pulicaria
Lineage: Eukaryota; Metazoa; Arthropoda; Branchiopoda; Diplostraca; Daphniidae
Exons: 4
Coding region: 1217-1828 (203 amino acids)
Source: RefSeq, a predicted model, not a curated record
AUGGCGACCAUGUUAUGACUUGGUGAGUGUCGUCAAAACGUCAAAAGUUCGUGCUGUACCAAAUCAUUGACCAAAACAGCAGUGCAAAGCCGUGGUGUGUGACUUAGGUCCCACCUAGAAUACCACUUCUUUUUAACAUACAAGAGAAUGAUUACAUAUUACAGUGACACAAAAAUAAAAUAGUUAUCCCGUUAGGUUGUUUCUGUUCUCGUAAAGUUGAUAACAGUUUCGACCACGAAGUAUGAAGGUUUUGCCAAAGCCAAAGCCCAAAGGCCAAAGCCCAAUCAGAUCCGAGCCAACUCUAGCACAGGCCCAAGCCCAACUUGCUCCAUUGACGGAACAGUAUUCAAGACUAUUGUUAGAAAAAAAAAUGGAACUGGCGAUGGACAGUAAACAAGUUAAAUUGUUCUACUGGGAUCAACACUACAUUGCUGGCUCAUUUACUGGCACCUGUAAAACUUCAGCUUAGCUCAGUGAGCAAGUCCUUAUCCGGUCUGUUGGAAGUCUCGCGUCUGCUGGGUCAUCAUCAGCUACCGCAGUCGGAAAGGGCGAUGCUCCAGCCGUAGUUUUAAUUAGCCAACUUUUGCCGGAAGCCGUACGAUGACCCACAAUUCUAUAUCAGCUGCGAUUGCCGUGGGGAUUGAUUUCAUGGUCGAUGUAUUGCGUUAUGCAAUCGGAAUUCAAGCCGAUCUACGAGUACACGUGUGCCUCAAACGUGAGCCUUCAACUAUGACAACACGAGAUCGAUUAAGACUCACGAUUACGAUGAAAUACACAAGCUUCUACGGCAGUUGCAGUGCCAUGAGACCCCGGGUGUUCCCCGAGUCUGCCGAUGUAAAGCAAGUCGCCGACUGUUAUCAGAACAUCAAGAUCCCACAUUGGCGACAUCAUCAAGAUUUCACAUUUUAUCUAAUACGAUAAUUGUAUAAGUACCAGAUACAGAGAGACGAUGAGAAUUCAGCUGUAUAGAACGGACUUCCAAUGUUUAAUCGACCGCAUAAUAAUCCUAAUGAGAAAAUAGUGGACACAGGAAGUGAAUUCGUGAACCAAGAAAAUACGAGUUUAAGUAAACCGCAAAUAGGUCUUUACUUGUAUCAUCUGCAGUAUAUAAACAUCAACGAUUCCGUAGCAUAAUCUACAGUCUCUAUACCAACGUUCGCCAAACCAGUUUGAGUUCAUAAUAGUAUAGAAAACAAAAGAAUUUUCGUAUAUUAAGAUGCGUUUCGUUGUAUCUUUAUUAACUCUUUGCAUUGUUGUUGUCAAAGGAAAGGCUCAAUAUCAGCCUUACUAUGAUGACAGUUUUUAUCAAUAUCCAAGCUAUCCAGUAGCAGAAGGUCGAACCCCAAACCCUGGUUACGAGAAUCGCUUUUUACCGGGAUUUUUAUAUGGAUAUACAUCGACGACAGUAGCAACAACAACAACGACUACUACCUGUACGGUUUACACUAAUGUUGCCUGCCUUGCAACCGGUCGCCGUCGAAGGUUUCUAGAAGACGAUGAUGAUAUCGUCGAUCCUUCUCCUGUAAUCAAGGUUGAAACUACUGAACUUGCGGAGAUGGAUGUCAACAGGAAGGAACGCAAACCAAAUCCUCAAGAGCCGUUCGAGCGUGAAUCUGAUUAUCCGUAUUACGAGCUACGCUCAACAAUCGGCCAACGCAUUACUCCUAACAGUUACAAUCCUUACAUUCGUCGUCCAGUAAUUGCAGCCGAUCCAAGAUUUUUAAUCUAUACUAUUGGUUUCAUCACGACAACAACUACAUCUACCUCGACUGUAACUUCCAGGUCGACACCAGUUUGUUCGUCGGGCAGCGGUUUCAAUCAGUGUUAAAAUGCGCAUUCUAACAUGUUUGCUGACUUUAAAUAUUAUGUGUGAUUAUUUUUCCAUUACUUACUUAUGACGAAAGUGUUAAGGCGAUAGCACGUAUAACAAUUCUCAAGAGUUAAAAAAAUCGAAUGGAUAAUUUUUUGUGCUCAGAGAUUGCAUGGAAAUAUACACAGCACUUAUAAUA